AGCUCGAGCAGGCCUGGCGCGCGCGCGCGCCGCUCGCUCGGGCACCCAUGAAGGGGGUGUGGUUCCGGAAGUGUCUCCGGCUGCAUGACAACGCUGCGCUGGCGCACGCGGCGGCGGCCGCAGAGGCCGACGGCGAACUGGUGGUCCCUUUCUUUGUCUUGGACCCGCAUUUCGACCGCUCGAGGGUGGGCAUCAACCGGUUCCAGUUCCUCCUGGAGAGCCUGAAAUGCCUGGACACUCGGCUCCGCAGCGAGCACCGCAGCCGGCUCCUGGUCUUCAGGGGCGCUCCUGAGGCCGUGCUGCAGCGGCUCUUCGAGGGCGAUGGCCGGUUCAAGCUGGGCUCCCUCUUCUGGGAGCGCGAUACGGAGCCCUACGCGCGUGAACGCGACGCCCGUGUGGAGGCUCUGGCCAAGCAGGCUGGCGUGCACACAGCGCACUUCUCCGGGCACACCCUUCUGGACAUAGACUCCGUCGUCGCCGCGCAAGGCUUCAAGCCGCCCAUCUCCAUGUCGGGCGUCCAGGCGAUGGUAGCAGCAGCGGGCCCGGUCAAGGAGCCCCUGCCGGUGCCACGACUUCCUCCGCUGCCUGCCGACGGGCUCGAGGUCCCCGACAUCUCGGAGCUCUACGCAGACGCGCCCACCAGCCGCUGCUUCCCGGGCGGCGAGCGGCACGCCCUGGCCCGGCUCAGGGCCGUCUGCGCAGACGCGGGCUACGUGUGCGGGUUCGAGAAGCCGAAGACCGCCUCCACGGGGCGGCCGGGCAAGCCGUGGGAGCCCUCGACCACGGGGCUCUCCCCGUACCUCAAGUUCGGCUGCCUCUCCCCGCGAACGGCGUGGCAUGAGGUCGCGCGGUGCCAGCGCGGGCGCGCGCACUCCAAGCCGCCGCAGUCCCUGCACGGCCAGCUGCUCUUCCGGGAGAUGUUCUACGUGUUAGGCGCUUGCGUGCCCAACUUCGACAAGCAGGACGGCAACAGGAUGUGCAAGGAGAUCCCUUGGGGCGAGAAUCCCGAGAUGCUCACGGCAUGGGCAGAAGGCCGAACGGGGUAUCCCUUCAUCGACGCCUUGAUGCGACAGCUGCGCGAGACAGGCUGGAUGCAUCACCUGGGCCGUCACGCCGUGGCUUGCUUUUUGACACGGGGCGAUCUGUGGCAGAGCUGGACGGUGGGCCGCGACCAUUUCGACAAGAUGCUUCUGGACGCCGACUGGGCGGUCAACAACGGCAACUGGCUUUGGCUCGCUGGCGUCGCGCCCUUUUCCGCCCCGUACUUCCGUAUCUACGACCCGUGCCCGGGUGAGCGAUCGAGCCUGAAUGCCGAGCAGACGGGUGAAUUUGUGCGGCACUUCGUCCCCGAGCUGAAGGACAUGCCAGCACGUUACAUCUACAAGCCGUGGACUGCUCCCGCUGCGGUGCAGAAGAGCGCUGGGUGCGUGAUCGGCCGCGACUAUCCGGCGCCGAUCGUAGACCACAAGGCAGCGAGGGAGGCCAACCUCGCCAGGUUCAAGGCUGCGCUGGAGGGCUCGAAGUCCGGGCACAUGCCAGAGAAGUUUGGGGCGGCGGAGCGCGACCCCGGGCCGAUGCAGAGCGCGUUCGCGCGGCCGCUGGCGCCGCCGUCCGCGGCGGCGGGCGGGCGCGGCGGGGAGCGCCCCUCCGGGGGCGCCAAAGGCCGCGGCAAGCGCCCAGAGCCCCACGCGGGCGCCGGGCAGGCGGAGGGCGGCGGCGCCGCAGGCGGGGACGCUGCCAGUCAGGGGCCGCCCGGCAAGGGCAGGCGGCGCUGGGGCCCUGCGAGCGCGGCGGGCUCCGGGAAGAUCUGGCAGGCGCUCGGCGCCGGCGCCGCUGGCGCCGCUGGCGCCAGCGCAGCGGCGGCGGCGGAGGUCGGCCGUGCCGCCGGCGGCUAGGCAGGCGUCGGCAGCUGCAGCAGUGGCGGGUAGCCCAGUGGGGGGCACGCUGCAGGUGCUCAGGGGCUCCGAUCGCCCACGCGCUUACACCUUCGACGAGGCUUCCCGGCGACGGCGGAUGCGAGAGUGCCCAGAAAUCCGGCGUCUCGAGAUAAUCGAGUCGAAGGGUUCUCAUAGGUUUCGGCCGCCCAGGGCCCUUACCAGGCCCCGAGACCGUCAGAAAACGACUCGGGAAGAAGGCUGGUCCUGGGGAAGUGGUCGAGAGGUCGGCGUGUGGGUGUGAGUGUAACUGUAUCUGUGUGUUUUUCAUCCCGUGCUGGUUUCGCAAACGGGGUGCGGCGCCCAGCCUCGGAGGCAUUCUCGGUGUGGGCCGCAGGAGCGCUUCUGGUUUCAUUGCCGAGGGCGUGUGCCGUCGUAUGAUCAUCGCCCUCUUUCCAUGGUACACGGUGGUUUGCUCGUGUGGUCUUCCACAGCUGCAGGGCAGCAUUUUUCUACUCGCUGGGGGCGGCUGCAGCGUGCGCUGCAUCAGUUUUCUUUGGGUCGCCAAAAGGCGCUGCACGUCCAGCAUGGUUCUUAGUCGUGAUGUUUUAGCGUUUGGGUUUCCGCCGCUCCUCCGUGUGUUUGCGAGUCGUGCUCCUACAGUGUACGCUCUCGUGCGCACGCUCCAAGAAACAAUUGCAACUGACCGCAGCCACAGCCAUGACGCUGUAGCCAGG
Molecule: messenger RNA, 2611 nt
Organism: Prorocentrum cordatum
Lineage: Eukaryota; Dinophyceae; Prorocentrales; Prorocentraceae
Source: the annotation of a GenBank genome assembly